GAAUUGAUCAAAAAUGUUGGUACAAUCUGCUAUCAAGACUGCUGCAUCAGCCAAAGUUGGCCGAGUUCUUGCUACUGCUCCAGUUCAGACUGUUUCUAUUUGUUUCAAGCAUACUCUGCCUGAUCUUCCUUACGACUUCAAUGCUCUGGAGCCGUUUAUUUCUGCCGAAAUUAUGCAGCUCCAUCACUCGAAACAUCAUCAGGCAUAUGUCAACAAUCUUAAUAUUGCGGAGGAGAAGCUCCAUGGUGCAAUUGAAAAGAACGAUGUUGCUUCUCAGAUCGCACUUCAGGGUGCUAUCAAGUUCAAUGGUGGCGGACAUAUUAACCACAGCAUAUUCUGGACCAAUCUUGGAUCUCCUAAAUCUGGAGCUGGCGAGCUACAUGACAAAUCUCUUCUUGCCGCCAUCAAUCGGGAUUUUGGUUCGUUGGAUGAAUUCAAAAAAAACUUUGCUAACCAGGCUGCAGGAGUGCAAGGUAGUGGUUGGGGAUGGCUUGGGCUGAACAAGGCUGAAAACCGUCUGGAAAUUGCUACAACAGCCAAUCAAGAUCCUCUUAUCCAUCUGGUGCCAUUACUUGGAGUUGAUGUGUGGGAGCAUGCAUACUAUCUUCAAUACAAAAAUGUCCGUCCAGAUUAUCUGAAAGCAAUCUGGAGCGUCGUCAAUUGGAAGAACGUUUCAGAGCGUUUUGCCAAAGCCCAAUGAGAUAUCUGCAAUCCAUGGCAUUUAAAAAGUAUGCAAAGCAACUUUAUCAAUACAAUGGCUGU
Messenger RNA from Batrachochytrium dendrobatidis JAM81, 762 nucleotides. RefSeq lists its product as uncharacterized. The transcript has 5 exons. Bases 14 to 700 code for a protein of 228 amino acids. Gene Ontology annotation, biological process: superoxide metabolic process. The record is from RefSeq and is a predicted model, not a curated record. Lineage: Eukaryota; Fungi; Chytridiomycota; Chytridiomycetes; Rhizophydiales. Gene Ontology annotation, cellular component: mitochondrion. Gene Ontology annotation, molecular function: superoxide dismutase activity; metal ion binding.